AUGGCAGCUAAUUUCUGGACUUCUUUAUUUCACUGGACAUAUGCGCGCGGUUACAUCCGUGUCCCAAUUGUGAUGGCGGUGCCAGUCUUAUUCAACAAGUACGGGCUUUGUCUCUUUGAUCCCGCCUUCCAGUACUGGAACGCUGGCCACAACCAAGUUGACAUUUGGAACCGACUGAAGGAGAAGGUAGAGAAGAUGGAGGAAGAGGAGGCGGCCGAGUAA
Messenger RNA from Trypanosoma cruzi, 222 nucleotides. RefSeq lists its product as uncharacterized. The record is from RefSeq and is a predicted model, not a curated record. The coding region runs from base 1 to 222 and encodes 73 amino acids. Lineage: Eukaryota; Euglenozoa; Kinetoplastea; Trypanosomatida; Trypanosomatidae. The transcript has a single exon.